Messenger RNA from Hippocampus comes (tiger tail seahorse), 496 nucleotides. Its product is annotated as DNA-directed primase/polymerase protein-like. NCBI's taxonomy places the organism in Eukaryota, Metazoa, Chordata, Actinopteri, Syngnathiformes, Syngnathidae. Bases 188 to 460 code for a protein of 90 amino acids. The record is from RefSeq and is a predicted model, not a curated record. Gene Ontology annotation, molecular function: chromatin binding; DNA-directed DNA polymerase activity. Gene Ontology annotation, cellular component: nucleus; mitochondrial matrix. The transcript is spliced from 2 exons. Gene Ontology annotation, biological process: mitochondrial DNA replication; replication fork processing; error-prone translesion synthesis.
UAUUUCCGUUUACGGCCGCGCCAAAAUCUAAAACAAAAAUGGCCGGCGUUUGUUGACACUAUCUUGAGAGUCAGAAUUUCUGUUUGCAGAUUGAAGGCUGAAAAGAAGUGUCGUUUGCCAUCAACCAGAGUUCCUUCUGGAGAUGCGACGGCAACAGCCCUAGAGGAAGGUAAAUACGCCAGCAAGAAUGAAGAAGUGGGGCGAGCGUCUAAAGAAGGUUGAGCAGUUGGCCGAGAACUUCCAUCACAAUCCCGUGAUCCCGCGCUACAAGCCACGGCUUUGGCCCUGCCAGCCUUCCUCUGUCUGGAAACUGUUCUAUCGGCAAAAUGUUGCCAUCGGCUUUGCUCAAAGUUGCAAGGAGCCUGUGCAUGUCUUUGCAUUGGAAAAAGAGAAUGCGCCCUGGGGUCAAAGGAUAUUCCUGGUGACCAGUUACAGUGAACUGUGGCACUAUUACAGGUAAAGAUGUACUUUGUGACCACAAUAAACGACUCCCCAA